Messenger RNA from Danio rerio (zebrafish), 947 nucleotides. NCBI's taxonomy places the organism in Eukaryota, Metazoa, Chordata, Actinopteri, Cypriniformes, Danionidae. The record is from RefSeq and is a predicted model, not a curated record.
GAAUUGCAUUCUGUUGUAGCAAUACUCAACCUCCAGUCUGCAUUCAUCUGCUGACUAAAGCCUGUGCUCAGACGAGGAAUCACUGACCCUGUGAACAUUACUACGAUUUUAAAGAAGACUAAAUCAUCUUUCAUCCUGUCUGAGGACAGGCAGUCUGUGGGGUCCGACCCUCCCCAGGAUUUGGGGUCAGUCCACUGGCAGCCCACUAGCCUGGGUGAGUCCUGGGCGUCUGUAAGCAACAUGGAGCCCGAUCUCAGAAGUCUGGAUACCAGUGAGAUGUUUCUCCUGCAAGAGGACCACAGUGAAAACCACUCCUCCACCUCUGACAUCAUCAAUCUGGAGGCGGAGCCACAUGAAAGGGCGGAGUCAGAUGAUGAAGACCUCCAGUGCAGUGUUUUAAGCAUUGAUAAGGAGCUGGCGGAGAUUGAAGCACGUGUCUUUUCUCCAUGUGAAUCAGAUCUCAGGCCUCCACAAGCGGUGGAGCUUUUAAUGUGUGUGGAGGAGCCAAUAGUUCAGGAAAUUGGGUCAGAAACAGCUGCUGAGCCAGUCUUCACGCACACGCCUCUUCUGUCUGAGCCUUUAGAUUUUACCCUGGCUUCAGUUCCCAUUCCUGAAAUCAUCUCGCAGGUUUUAGAGCAUCUCCCACAGUCUGAUGAAUCAAAUAUCGCUGAAUCUGAUGCUCUGAGCGUGUCUCGCCAUAACACAGCGUCUCCUGCAGAAGAGGUCACACCCAAGCCAGACUCCAUUUCCAGCUCAGCUUUUGAACUUCCUGUGCUGCUGGUUGGUGGCGCCGCCCUGGUGGCGGUGGUGGGAGUGCUCACAUACACCUUAAGUAGAAAAUAGCACAACUGUGUGUCUUUUAAAAGUUUCAGUAUUGUUCAACAACUCAACAAACUGUAUGGUUGAUAACUUGAUUUACAAAAAUACAAUGUUAUUAUUAAAGAUCA